Callorhinus ursinus (northern fur seal) is the source of this 1569-nucleotide messenger RNA. RefSeq names its product phospholipase A2 group III (gene PLA2G3). Lineage: Eukaryota; Metazoa; Chordata; Mammalia; Carnivora; Otariidae. Gene Ontology annotation, molecular function: A2-type glycerophospholipase activity. The record is from RefSeq and is a predicted model, not a curated record. Gene Ontology annotation, biological process: phospholipid metabolic process; arachidonate secretion.
AUGGGGGUUCCGGUAGUGCUGUUAGGGAUGCUGAACUUCCUGGGAGUGGCUGGGGGGGGCUCUUCUGCCCUCCGCUGGGACAGCACCUCCUGCCACUUGCUCAGGCCCACCUCUGGCAGCCCCUUGGGGACUCUGAGCUUCCUGGGAAAGGAUGCCCAAGGACUGGCCCUGUUCCAGGCCCACUGGGACAGGCAGGGGAGGCUGCAAGCGUGUAGCUGGCGAGACGAGCCAGAGCUCACUGCAGCCUUCAGUGCCCUCUGUGCUGGUGAGAUCACCCGGGGCUCCUUUAUCCACACCCCUGGACCCGAGCUGCAGAGAGCCCUGGCCACACUUCAGAGUCAGGGGAGGGCCUGCCGAGGGCCUGAAGAGGGUCCAGCAGGGGCUAGGGAGAAGCGAGCAGCAGGGACCAGGGAGGAGCAAGCAGGACACAGAAGAGCACCUGGCAGCAGAAGACCCCAGCGGGUGAAGAGAGGCUGGACCAUACCUGGCACGCUGUGGUGUGGAGUAGGGGAUUCUGCUGGGAACUCCUCGGAGCUGGGGGUCUUCCAAGGCCCUGAUCUCUGCUGCCGGGAACACGACCAUUGCCCACAGACCAUCUCGCCCUUCCAGUACAACUAUGGCAUCCGAAACUACCGAUUCCACACCAUCUCCCACUGUGACUGUGAUGCCAGGUUCCAGCAAUGCCUGCAGAACCAGCAGGACUCCAUCUCGGACAUCGUGGGUGUGGCCUUCUUCAAUGUGCUGGAGAUCCCCUGCUUCGUGCUGGAGGAGCAGGAGGCCUGUGUGGUGUGGUACUGGUGGGGAGGGUGUAGAACAUAUGGCUCCACACCCCUUGCCCGCCUCCAGUCCAGGAGGACUUUCUACAAUGCCUCCUGGAGCUCCUUGGCCACCCCCAUGACUCCCAGCCUCGAGAGCCCAGCCCCCAGCAGGCCUCCGCAGAAGCAGCGUCCUCAGAAGCGGCUGCCACAAUGGAAAGGGUCUAAGCACCCCCACAAAACCAACACCACAGCCCUCCGUGUCCCCAUGGCCUCCACCAAACCUGAUAUGUCCCCCACAGCCUGGCUGGAGGUCACCCAUCCAGGCCUCCAGGGGCCACAGAAUGGCCUAAAACCUCAGGACGCCCGCCGGGCCUGCCGCAGCUUCCGCCGUCUGGAUCAAUGCAAGCAGCAGAUCGGGCCUCAGGAAACCAAGUUCCAACUGCUCAAUAGCGCCCAUGAGCCCCUCUUCCACUGCAACUGCACACGUCGUCUGGCACGCUUCCUGAGGCUCCACAGCCCAGCUGCGGGCACCAACAUGCUUUGGGAGCUGCUAGGCAUGAACUGCUUCAAGCUGGCCCCUCCACUGGACUGUGCUGAGGGCAAAAGCUGUUCCAGAGACCCUAGGGCCAUCAAGGUGACAGCCUGGCACUUGCAGCGACUUCAACAGAGGCGACGCCAGCUCUGGGGUGUGAGCACAGGUGAGGGGCAGGUGUGGCCUUCAGAUCACCCAAGAGCCGCCAUGUCAUUCUAUGACCGCUGCCUGCAGCUGACCCAGGCAACCCGGAGACCCAUCGGGCGGCAGAAAUCCUAG